AUGGGCGGUCUUCGCGCGGUCGAGGAUCGGCCCACGCCGAAGGAGGUCUACAACUGGCGUCUCUAUAUCGAAUCCGCCAUCAUUGCCAUGGGAUCAUUGCUUUUCGGCUAUGACUCGGCGUUUAUCGGGACCACGAUCACGCGCGCAAGUUUUGUGAGAGACUUCGGCAUCACGUCGGCUACGUCCAAGGAGAUAUCCUCCAACAUCACUUCCGCCUUCCAGGCCGGUGCUCUAGGCGGCGCAUUGAUGUGCUUCUUUAUCACCGAGUAUGUAGGUCGCAAAUGGGCGUUGAUCAUUAGCAACCUCGUGUUUCUCGCUGGAGCUAUUCCAAUGGUCGCCGCGACCAAUGACCUGGCUUCAAUGUAUGCCGGCAGAGCACUUACGGGUUGGGGCUGUGGCGUGAUUACUGCAACUGUCCCCUCCUACAUCGCUGAACUUUCCAUCCCCUCGAUUCGAGGGAUCUUAACCGGACUCUUUGAAGUCACCUACCAGACGGGCUCUCUUAUCGGGUUCUGGAUCAACUACGGCAUCAACCAGAACAUGAACCCCAACAGCUCCGCUUCAUGGCGAGUGCCCAUGGCUGUCCAGCUUAUUCCCGCGGGCGCCUUGCUCAUCGGCGGCUUCUUUCUGCACGAAUCACCGCUCUGGCUCUACAGAAAGGGAAGGGAAGAGGACGGAGCCAAGGUGCUCGUAGCGCUGAGACAUCUGCCAGCAGACCAUCAGUACAUGCAAGAGGAGGUGGGAAUGAUCAGGGCUAGGCUUGCCGAGGAGGCCUCGGUUGCGAAGGCAUAUGGAAACGGCUUCUACGCUUACAUCCGUGGCGCUCUGUCCGAGUUGUCACGCAAGGGCAUGUGGAACCGCUUGUUACUCGUGUUCUGCUCGUUCGCAUUGCAGAACAUGUCGGGCGCCGCAGCCAUCAACUACUACUCUCCCAUGCUAUUCGGUUCCAUCGGCAUUUCAGAUGUGGCUCUUUACACCGGAAUCUACGGCUUGGUGAAGGCAGUCGCGUCCAUCAUUUUCUACGGUGCUCUCAUCGACGUCUGGGGUCGGCGAAGACCAACAAUUAUUUCAUCGUUGGCAUGUUCGAUUUGUCUGUGGUUUGUGGGUGCCUACGUCAAAGUCGGCAAUCCUGCACCGAUUAUUGCUGCAGGAGGACAACUCUCUUCGUCGACUGAGGCGGGAGGUCGAGCGGCUACGGCGGCCAUUAUGAUCUACUCCGUUUUCUGGUCCUUUGGCCUCAACGGAAUCCCAUGGAUUAUAUCUGCAGAGAUCUUCCCGGGAGCUCUUCGCAACAUGACAGGAACCUUCGCCGCUUUCACCCAAUGGCUAAUCCAGUUCAUCAUCACAAAAGCCCUCCCAUACAUCUUCAGCAGCCUCGACUUCGGCGUAUGGUUCUUCUUUGCUUGUUGGAUGCUUCUGGCCACGAUUUGGGCCUUCUUCUUUCUUCCGGAAACCAAGGGCGUCACACUCGACCAAAUGGAUAUUCUAUUUGGCUAUGAAGGCGAUCGCGGAGUGCAUCGGGAAGUAGCUAAGACGGAUGACGUGAAAAGCUUGGAGCAUGAUGUCCAUGAGGUUGAUCAAACCGACCGAGCUGAGAGCCACGCCGAAGCCCAAAGCGAGGUCGACGCACCACCACCGGACGGAGGCCUAGAAGCCUGGACCCAGGCUCUGAUGGCUCAUCUCGUCGUCGUCAACACAUGGGGCACCAUCAACUCCUUCGGCAUAUUCCAAACCUUCUACCGAGAAUACCUCUCCCGACCUGCCUCCGAUAUCAGCUGGAUCGGCUCGAUGCAGGUCUUCUUUCUCUUCGUCGUCGGCGUUUUAACGGGACGUCUCACCGAUGCGGGAUACUUCCGAAGCGUCUUCGCGACAGGCUCUGCACUCGUGGUGUUGGGUAGCCUCACGGCCUCGUUUGCGACUGAAUACUGGCAGUUGUUCCUGUCGCAAGGUCUCUGCAUCGGACUUGGCAUGGGUGGACUCUUCUGCCCUGUCAUGGCCGUUCUAUCGACAUACUUCAAGCGUCGACGGAACCUGGCCAUCGGCAUCGCCAUCAGCGGCUCGGCUACAGGAGGCAUGAUAUACCCUGUUAUGGCUCGCCAACUGUUACCAAAGGUUGGCUUUGGGUGGACUAUGCGUGCUAUGGCAUUAGUUCAGCUCGUUACUCUGUUGGUGGCCAACAUCUUCAUGAGAUCCAGGCUGAGACCGAGGCGUGCGGGCUCACUUGUUGAACUUUCCGCGUUCAAGGAGAAGCCCUACCUCCUGUUUACGAUCGGGAUGUUCUUUAAUUUCUGGGGUGUAUACUUCGCCUUCUACUACAUCGGUCCCUUCAGUCGCGACAAACUAUCAUUCUCUUACGAUACUUCCGUCGAUAUUCUGAUGAUCAUGAACGGAGUCGGGGCCCUCGGCCGUGUGAUCCCUGGCUUCCUCGCGGAUCUGUACCUCGGCCCUCUCAAUGUGGUCACUCCUGCGGCAGCUGUCUGCACGAUCCUACUGUUUUGCUGGAUGGCGAUAAAGAGUGCCUCAGCACUGUACGUUUGGGCUGUGUUAUAUGGCAUCUUUGGGGCUACCGUCCAAGGCCUCUUCCCCGCCGCACUAUCAUCAUUGACGACCGAUCUCCGAAAAGCAGGUACAAGAAUGGGAAUGGUGUACUCGAUCAUUAGUUUUGCCAACUUGACGGGCCCUCCGCUGGCAGGCUCACUGAUCAAAGCCGGUGGAGGCGCAAAUGAUGUCGCAAACUCCUUUGCGACCUCCGUCUCCUCGCGGUCCCUGACGAUGAAGCAGGCGGUGGUCAUCGCCUCCUUCGCCGAGUUCGGUGGCUCCGUCUCCAUCGGUUCUCGGGUCGCGGACACCAUCCGCAACAGAAUCAUCGACCCGCACCUAUACGACGACCGGCCGAGCGUGCUGCUCCUGGUCAUGAUGUGCGCCAUCUUCGGUUCCUCCGUCUUCCUGAGUAUUGCCACGCGCAACGGGCUGCCCGUCUCGACGACGCACUCCAUCAUCGGUGGCAUCGUCGGCGCCGCGACGGCCUCGAUCGGCAUACAAAAGGUGACCUGGGGUUGGAACGGUGUCUCGCAGGUUUUUGCAGCUUGGGUUGUGGCCCCGGGGCUCUCUGGCGUUCUGGGGGCCGGGAUAUUUCUCGUCACGAAGAAGUUCGUCUUGACGAAGACAAAUGCGGUGCGGAAUGCGUUCUAUACUAUCCCGUUUUACACGUUCCUGACGUUUGCCGCGUUGACGAUGCUCAUGACUUGGAAAGGCGUCCAAACCCGUGUAGAACUCAACGCUGCCCAGAUCCUCAUCGCCGUCUUUUCCAUCGCAACCGGUGCCACACUCCUCCAAGCCUUCUUCAUCCUCCCCUACCUCUGGCGCAAGAUCGUCAACGAGGACUGGGAGCUCCACUGGACCAUGAUUUGGAAAGGGCCUUGGCUCCUCAACCGCCCGCCUCGACCCCCACCCCCGCCGGGUGUGAACAAGAUCAACAUCAAAGACUACUAUCGUGGCCACUUGACCGCCGACGAACUAGCCUACGUCCGCGCCUCCGAAUCCCUCUUGGAAUCGAUACAAACAAGCAACACCCCUAACGACCUCUUCAAAGACGACCACAACCCCGUCGUCCUCCCUUCCCCGGCGCUAGCUCUGCCGCGAACCCCGGCCUCCGAGUCCCGCCGCUCUUCCUCGGAGAUCAUACCUCCGCGCCCGCCCGGGCCCUGGAACAGUUUUCAUGUCAUUCGCUGGCGGAUCAACCGCGUUGUCCUCCGCGGGUUGGAGAAGGACGUCGUUGAGCUGCAGAAGCGCAACGCCGUGCUGAGCUGGGAUAUCGAGGACAUGCACUCCCGCGCGCCGCAUUACGAUAACCGCGCGGAAUACAUGUACAGCGCGCUCCAGAUCCUCACGGCCUCGGCCGCCAGCUUCAUCCACGGCGCCAACGAUGUGGCGAAUAGCAUCGGACCGUUUGCGACGGCGUAUGAUAUCUGGCGGACGGGGAGGGUGGAGACGGCCGUCGGGGUGCCGAUAUGGAUCUUGUGUUUCGGCGGCGGUGCUAUUGUGCUUGGGUUGUUGACGUACGGGUAUCAUGUGAUGCGGAACCUGGGGAACAGGUUGACUUUGAUAUCACCCUCUCGUGGCUUCUCGAUGUGA
Molecule: messenger RNA, 4134 nt
Organism: Colletotrichum karsti
Lineage: Eukaryota; Fungi; Ascomycota; Sordariomycetes; Glomerellales; Glomerellaceae
Exons: 14
Coding region: 1-4134 (1377 amino acids)
Biological process (GO): carbohydrate transport; transmembrane transport; phosphate ion transport
Cellular component (GO): membrane
Molecular function (GO): carbohydrate:proton symporter activity; phosphate transmembrane transporter activity
Source: RefSeq, a predicted model, not a curated record